Messenger RNA from Chenopodium quinoa (quinoa), 3650 nucleotides. RefSeq names its product ARM REPEAT PROTEIN INTERACTING WITH ABF2-like. NCBI's taxonomy places the organism in Eukaryota, Viridiplantae, Streptophyta, Magnoliopsida, Caryophyllales, Amaranthaceae. The coding region runs from base 430 to 2547 and encodes 705 amino acids. The transcript is spliced from 19 exons. Gene Ontology annotation, molecular function: protein binding. The record is from RefSeq and is a predicted model, not a curated record.
CAUACAUAUAUCAUAUGAUUUUAAAAAACAAAAAAUCAAAAAACAGAAAAUCACAGUGAUGUCAAAUGAACCUUUAGUUAAUGGAUUGAUUUCACUUCUAAAUUUAACGUGUUUUUUUUAAAAAAAAAAAAUUAAACAAGGAGAAAAUUGGGAAAAAGCAGACAGGGAAAGUGAAAAUAUAAGGCGGGAGCGCAAAGUUUCCUCAAAAUUUAAAUAACCCCGCGUUUACUCAUUUGCUGACCUCAUAAAAAACACAAGUUUAUAUAAAAACCGACAUAAUCACAUUUCCGUAUCAAAAAAUUUCAUACCCAAAUAAAACUUCCUCUCUUUCACUUUUUCCUUUUUCCCAAAUUACCCUUCUCUAUCUAUCAAAUUUUCCUCAAUACCCCUCCCUCCCUCCCACUCUUCUCUUUCUUACCAGCCAUUGCCAUGGAUCGCAGCGAGCGAAGAUCAGGCAGCGCGCGCAGAAGCUUGAAGCGUAAGCUUGAAGAAGACUUCCAUGAAACUCGUCAAACCAAGCUCGAUCUUUCUUCUACGCAGAAACAACCGAAUCAUCAAGAUCUGAUAGUCGAGAUUAAUUCGUAUGUUCAUCUUCUUCAUCGCUCCUUCUCGUGGUCUGAUUCCGAUCGUGCCGAUUCCAAACGCGCUACUCAUUUUUUCUCCGAACUCGCCAAAAAUGAGGAGUUGGCGAGUUUGAUAGUCGAUUGUGGAGCUGUGCCAGCUUUAGUGAUGCAUCUUCAGUCGCCACCAAACGACGGCGUUUCAAAGCCUCUUGAGCACGAGGUUGAGAAAGGAAGUGCUUUCGCGCUAGGUCUUAUUGCUGCUAAGCCAGAACAUCAACAACUUAUAGUUGACGCGGGUGUUUUGCCUCAUCUUGUCGCUCUUAUAAAAAGGCAUAAAAGUGGCUGUAAUUCUCGAUCUCUCUGUGGUGCUGUAAGAAGAGCAGCCGAUGCUUUAACUAACCUGGCUCAUGAAAAUCAUAGCAUCAAAUCUUGUGUCAGGGUUGAAGGCGGCAUUCCGCCACUUGUUGAACUUUUAGAUUCUACUGAUGUCAAAGUCCAAAGAGCAGCAGCUGGUGCUCUAAGAACACUUGCUUUCAAAAAUGAUGAGAAUAAAAAUCAAAUUGUAGAAUGCAAUGCUUUGCCUACCCUAAUAUUAAUGCUUCGCUCUGAGGACCCAGCUAUUCACUAUGAAGCGAUUGGUGUCAUUGGGAAUUUGGUUCACUCAUCUCCUAACAUAAAGAAAGAUGUUCUCCAAGCUGGUGCCGUGCAACCUGUCAUCAGGCUGCUCAGCUCCUGCUGUUGUGAGAGCCAAAGAGAGGCAGCUUUACUCCUUGGACAGUUUGCCUCUGCUGAUUCAGAUUCCAAGGUACACAUAGUCCAGAGAGGUGCUGUCCCACCUUUGAUCGAGAUGCUCCAUUCACCUGAUGCUCAGCUUAUGGAAAUGUCUGCUUUUGCUCUUGGAAGGUUGGCUCAGGAUUCACAUAAUCAAGCUGGUAUAGUUCAAUGUGGUGGUAUCAUGCCCUUGUUGAAGCUACUUGAUUCAAAAAGUGGUCCCCUACAGCAUAAUGCUGCAUUUGCUUUAUAUGGCCUUGCAGACAAUGAGGAUAAUAUUGCAGAUCUUAUUAAAAUUGGUGGUGUUCAGAAACUCCAGGAAGGGGAAUUUAUAGUUCAGCCAACCAAGGAUUGUGUGACAAAGACUAUGAAGAGAAUCGAAGAGAAGAUCCAAGGAAGAGUACUAAACCAUCUGUUGUACAUCAUGCGGGUUGCUGAUAAACCUGUUCAAAGACGAAUUGCUAUUGCACUUGCUCACCUUUGUUCAUCAGAACAUCAGAGGAGGAUUUUCAUUGACAACAAUGGUUUGGAUUUGCUCCUGGAGCUUCUUGAAUCUUCAGGUAUUAAGCAACAGCAAGAUGGUUCAAUAGCUUUGUACAAGAUGGCUAGCAAAACCAAUAUACUUUCACCAGUUGAUGCUGCUCCUCCAUCACCAACUCCACAGGUGUAUUUGGGUGAGCAAUAUGUAAAUAAUUCAACAUUGUCUGAUGUUACCUUCCUUGUAGAAGGCAGGAGAUUUUAUGCUCACCGUAUAUGCCUUCUUGCCUCUUCUGAUGCAUUUCGUGCAAUGUUUGAUGGUGGUUAUCGGGAGAAGGAUGCUAAAGAUAUAGAGAUUCCAAAUAUAAAAUGGAGUGUAUUUGAGUUAAUGAUGAGAUAUAUAUAUACAGGCUCUGUAAAUGUCAAUUUGGAUGUUGCUCAGGACUUGCUUAGAGCUGCUGACCAGUAUCUACUUGAUGGUCUUAAACGGCUUUGCGAGUAUACCAUUGCACUGGAUAUCUCUGUGGAGAACGUUACACUCAUGUAUGAGUUGUCAGAGGCAUAUAAUGCUGUUUCAUUAAGGCAUAAAUGCAUCUUGUUUAUCCUGGAGCAAUUUGAUAGACUAAGUUCCAAGCCCUGGUACCCUCGCCUAAUUCAGCGCAUUGUACCAGAGAUUCGUGAGUUUUUUGAAAGAGUACUCACAAAGCCUAGUCUUGUUGAAGUAACUGGAGAAUAGAAGAUCCAGUGCUUGUCUAAGUCUUGACUAACCAUUUAGGAUCUGUAAGCACAGAAACAAAAAUUUAGCUUCAUAAUCAUUCUUUGAGCUUGGGGAGCAGAAUUUCGCUUCCAUUCGGUAUAGUAAUCCUUUAGUAUGAUUAAUUAGUGUAAAGCAAUUGCCAUACUUUGGUAAAUUUUCCUUUUAGCCUUGUUUCUCUUAUAAUUUCUACUAUAAUAGCUAUUGUUGAUGUAUAUAUCCUGGUAUUCUUACGAGGGCUGUGACAUUUAAGUAAAAUUUUGGUUUGUAUAUUCUAUGAAGAGUUUGGCCACACAUUGAUUCCUCAUUCCUGAACACUCAUUCUUACUUGAUCAACUGAACAAUAAUAAAACUAUUAUAAUUUAAUUUAAAAUUGCAUAAUUGCACAACAAUUUCACCAAAAUUAUUACUCAUCCUAUUUAGGAGAAACUAACUUGAUUAGGAAAGAAUAAUUUGUCCCUAUAUACAACUAUAGUAACUAAGGAAUAAAUUUUACUUAGCCAAAUUUUGCUAACAAAAUCUCCCUAAUAAACUAGCCUAACCAAUUGGUUGUUGAUGUAGUGGUGAAUUAGGGUUGUAUUUGGUAGGGAGAACUUCGUGUUUAAUCCCUUGCAACAACUAUUAGGAGGGGUUGGAAGCUUACCACCUGGAAUUGAGGCUCGAAUUCGGAUUAGCCCAAAGGGUGAAUGAGGUGGGAUAAAAAAAAAAAAACACCCAAUAAGUAGAACACCAAAUGUCACCCUUGAAUCUUCAGGUAACGCUCGCAUUUAUAAACUAAAGAUGUUCAUAUUCUUGUUUUAAAACUAACUAAAUUUACCUCAACUUACCACUUUCACUCUCCACAAUUAUUUAGGCCCUACUAUUUAGUGGUCCGGCCACCAACAACCAACCGCUCAACCAUCAAGAACCAAAACGUUCAUAAUCAACCAAACAAUUUCAAUUUCGCAAAAUCAAGUUCGUUGGAUCUAAUGGACGACGACGAGGGACCGGGGACACCACACUACGCUCGCCGGUGGCUCGCUGGAGCGUACAGACUCGGUCUGAUUCUUUUUUUUUUUUUUUUUUUUUAAAUUAUAUCUCAAAAA